Molecule: messenger RNA, 456 nt
Organism: Fusarium pseudograminearum CS3096
Lineage: Eukaryota; Fungi; Ascomycota; Sordariomycetes; Hypocreales; Nectriaceae
Exons: 4
Coding region: 1-456 (151 amino acids)
Biological process (GO): protein polyubiquitination; proteasome-mediated ubiquitin-dependent protein catabolic process; DNA repair
Cellular component (GO): HULC complex
Molecular function (GO): ubiquitin conjugating enzyme activity
Source: RefSeq, a predicted model, not a curated record
AUGUCUACCGCCGCUCGCCGCCGUCUCAUGCGAGACUUCAAGCGCAUGCAAACUGACCCCCCGGCUGGUGUUUCUGCUUCGCCUGUACCAGACAAUGUUAUGACCUGGAACGCAGUGAUUAUCGGCCCCGCGGAUACCCCAUUCGAGGACGGCACCUUUCGACUGGUGAUGCAGUUUGAGGAACAAUACCCUAAUAAGCCUCCUCAAGUUAAGUUCAUCAGCGAAAUGUUCCACCCCAACGUUUACGCUACUGGCGAGCUUUGCCUGGACAUUCUUCAGAACCGAUGGAGCCCUACUUAUGAUGUCGCUGCAGUCUUGACCAGCAUCCAAAGUUUACUCAACGACCCCAAUACCGGCUCACCCGCGAAUGUCGAAGCCUCCAACUUGUACAAAGACAACAGGAAGGAAUACACUAAGCGCGUUAGGGAGACAGUGGAGAAGAGCUGGGAGGACUGA